AUGCGGGAGGGCAGCGCGGGCGGCCGCGGCGCCGAGAACCGCACGGGCCCCGAGCCCCCGCUGCACCUCUUCCCCGCGCCCGUCCUCACCGGCAUCACGACCGCCUGCGUGCUCCUCUUCGUCGUCGGCGUCGUCGGCAACCUCAUGACCAUGCUGGUGGUGUCGCGGUUCCGGGACAUGCGGACCACCACCAACUUCUACCUGUCCAGCAUGGCCUUCUCCGACCUGCUCAUCUUCCUCUGCAUGCCCCUGGACCUCUUUCGCCUCUGGCAGUACCGGCCCUGGAACUUCGGGAACCUCCUCUGCAAGCUCUUCCAGUUCGUCAGCGAGAGCUGCACCUACUCCACCAUCCUCAACAUCACGGCCCUCAGCGUGGAGCGGUACGUGGCCAUCUGCUUCCCCCUCCGUGCUAAGGUCAUCAUUACCAAAGGGAAGGUCAAGCUGGUCAUCCUCUUCCUCUGGGCCGUCUCCUUCAUUAGCGCCGGGCCCAUCUUCGUCUUGGUCGGGGUUGAGCACGAGAAUGGCACCAACCCGCUGAGCACCAACGAGUGCCGAGCCACGGAGUACGCCAUCCGGUCGGGGCUUCUCACCAUCAUGGUCUGGACCUCCAGCAUCUUCUUCUUCCUCCCUGUGUUCUGCCUCACGGUGCUCUACAGCCUGAUUGGGAGGAAACUCUGGAGGAGGAAGAGGAAGAACAUGGGUCCAAACACUGCCAUCAGGGACCAGAACAACAAGCAAACUGUGAAGAUGUUAGUUGUGGUGGUUUUUGCUUUCAUACUCUGCUGGUUGCCUUUUCACGUAGGACGGUACUUAUUCUCCAAGUCCUUCGAAGCGGGCUCCUUGGAGAUAGCCGUGAUCAGCCAGUACUGCAACCUCGUGUCCUUCGUCCUCUUCUACCUUAGCGCCGCCAUCAACCCCAUCCUCUACAACAUCAUGUCGAGGAAGUACCGCCUGGCCGCCUGCCGCCUGCUCGGCCUCCGGCCGCUCCCGAGGAAAAGACUCUCCAGCACCAAGCAGGAAAGCUCCCGCGCCUGGAGCCAGCCGAGCGUCCUCACCUGA
Tinamus guttatus (white-throated tinamou) is the source of this 1059-nucleotide messenger RNA. RefSeq names its product growth hormone secretagogue receptor (gene GHSR). Gene Ontology annotation, biological process: hormone-mediated signaling pathway; G protein-coupled receptor signaling pathway. The record is from RefSeq and is a predicted model, not a curated record. Gene Ontology annotation, molecular function: growth hormone secretagogue receptor activity. Lineage: Eukaryota; Metazoa; Chordata; Aves; Tinamiformes; Tinamidae. Gene Ontology annotation, cellular component: plasma membrane.